GCCUCGGCUCAACUUGCUAAAGGAUUCCGUAUCUAAUCGCGCCCGGCAGCCUUUAGCACGUCAACCCGUGGCAGCUCGCGUCUUUUUUCCCAUGGCGGCACUUCCUACCCACUUCUACGCGAGUGGGAUCGAUCUCUCCCCUGGCUCCGCUGCUAAGUUCGGUGUACGUUGAAUUGACGAGGCGGCCCUAUUCCCCUCCUCCUCCUCUUCUUAACCUACGACCGGCGUCAUCAAGAAAAGAAAAUCCCGAACUCGAAUGCCCUUGGCCCCGAAUCACAGCGCCCUCGUCGCGAAGUGCACCAGCACAAUCUUCUGCUAUCUUCGAUCUGCGCCGCUCUGGGCUAUCGCCCUCGCUAUCCUUCUUCUAAGCUUCCUUCGAAAGCAGAUCCGAGCCCUCGUAGCCGGUCGCGAGCCCUUAUUGCGAGGAUCCCCCUAAGCCGCCGACGCAGCGGAAGCCAUGGCGUCUUCGAUAGGUGCGACGAGUCAAGCCUUAAGAGUCGCCGCGUCCGCCCUCUUGCCAGCUCUCGUGUAUGGCGCCUACAAGGGAAAUGCGUGGGGAUCUCUCGAGCCAUUCUUCACCGGCCCCGGCCGGACGAGCCGUAUCGUGGCGUUGGUCGUCAUCCUCGUCAACUGGAAGAGCUUUCCUCUCACCUGGACCUUUCGCGUGUGGAGCGCCAUGAUAUCCCAUUUCGCCUUUCGCUCAUACAACACCCACACCCCGGACAAGCUCUUCCACCCUGUCAUCACAACGUCGCAUGUGACCCUGCUCGAGGUCGACUACAACGUGCAUAAAUCCAACUCUACCUACUUCGCCGACCUUGAUGUAGGCCGCACGCAUCUGGUCUGCCACCUUCUCGCGCGGGGCAGUCGCGCCGUCGCGAACAACGCCACCACCAAGCUGGUCUUGGACCCUGCCGAUCCGUCUCGGCCGGCUAAGGGCAGGUUCAAUAUCAUGCUCGGCGCCGUGGAGUGCAGCUUUAAGAAGGAAUUACUGCCGUACCAGAAAUUUGAGAUGUGGACACGUAUCCUCAGCUGGGAUCGCAAGUGGUUGUACGUCGUUACCCACUUCGUCGAAAAGGGCGCAGUGCAGCCGCGCUCCUGGGACUCGGGCAACUUCGGCCCGACGAGGAAGAGCGAAGGGCAGCCGGAGGACUGGGAGAAGAAGGUCCACGCCACGGCCGUCUCCAAAUACGUGUUCAAGAUCGGCCGGCUGACGGUGCACCCUGCGAUUAUCAUCGAGGCUAGCGGACUGCUCCCAGCAAGACCCGGUGGCUGGAUAUCUGCCGAAGACGGCGCGGCUCUGCCGGUUGUGCACGCCAACGGCAACGCCGAAACAAACGGCGACACCGCACUCAACGGCAACGGUACUCACGCCAAUGAGGUGGCUUGGGACUGGAAGAAAACGGAAGAGAUUCGGCGGAAAGGCUACGAAUUCGCCGCCCAAUUUGCGGCGCUCGAUGAAUUGCAGACCCGCUUCGACGGCGGCGAAGAUGGCGCCCUGGGACAGUUCGGUAUAUUUUGAUAAGUGAACAUCUGUCUAUACCUCUCACAUUCGCAUCCGGGCAAGUUUUUAGACUCUAGGUCACGCUCAUAGAUGCGUGCCCCGUGAUACCGCGUCCCUCAUAAAAUUCUUGAUAAUAUAUACUGAUAUAUAGAACAUAGAGAAUGAUAAUUUCCGUGCGUCGCUCAAGAGAAGAUACUGUUACCCAGACACACAUGCCACCCACG
This is a messenger RNA of Durotheca rogersii, 1728 nucleotides long. RefSeq names its product capsule polysaccharide biosynthesis protein. The transcript is spliced from 3 exons. The record is from RefSeq and is a predicted model, not a curated record. NCBI's taxonomy places the organism in Eukaryota, Fungi, Ascomycota, Sordariomycetes, Xylariales, Xylariaceae. The coding region runs from base 458 to 1522 and encodes 354 amino acids.